AUGUUUUCGGAUUUGGUAUGCAAUAGUGGAACAAUUCUAAUUAGUGGGGAGUUUGGUAUAGGAAUGUCGAAAUGGAUGAUCAAAGAACGAGGUGUCAAAAGAAUUGUGAUAAUGUUAGAAAAAAGUGCAUAUGAAAUAGAACGGUAUCGUCCCGAUUCGUCGACAAAUCGGACACUUCAAAGAAUAUACAUCAAAGAAUUUCAAAGGCGGGAGGGGCGGUGUGAGAGUGAGUGUCGACGAAUCGGGACUGAAUCAAUAGAACAAAACAAUUCUGAAUUAUUCAGUGACUGGCUCGAUUUAAAACAAAUUGCGGAGCAAUAUCAUGCGUUUAUUGAAAUAAUAAGAACAGAUAUAACGGAAUUUGAUCAAGUGUUACAACAUAUAUCUCGAAUUAACCAAGAUCAUAAGCAUCCUGUUCGGGGUAUUAUUCACAUUGCAAUGGUUCUUCAUGAUAGUUUGGUAAUAAAUAUGACAGAAGAAAUGUUGUCGAAAGCUAUGAAACCAAAGAUUUGUGGAGCUUUGAAUCUUCAUUAUGCAUCAGUAAAAACAUUAAGCCCACUUAAUUUUUUUAUAACGCUUUCAUCUGUUAGUAAUCAUGCGGGUAUUAUAAAACAGUCGAAUUACAAUGCUGGUAACAAUUUUCUUGACGCUAUUUCACAUUGGAGGUUUUAUUGCAAAAAACUUCCCUCUCUGUCUGUUAGUUUACCGAUAAUUUCUGAAGAUAGAUAUGUUCAUAAGAAGCAAAACGACUAUUCGGUACAAGGAAAAGGACCAGAGUUUAUACCAGCCAUUUAUGCAUUCAAAAUGAUUGAACAAUUAUAUAUUGAACAACAAACAAUAACUGUCGAUUGCUGUUCUACUCCUAUUAUAUUGGCUAUGGAUUGGAGAACGUUUCUCAGAACAAAGCAAAGGUCAUUAACGAGAUUAAUUAAUAUUGCUGAACAGUAUAUGAAAGAUGAAAAAGUAGAAGAAGAAGACGAAAUGUUGAUUGAUCAUAAAGUAAACGAAUUAAAAUCAAUCGAUCUUAAAAUGAUAACAAAUAAAAUACAUAUAGCAGUCUCAAAAUUAUUUGGCGCUUCAAGUGUAGAUCGUAUAGAUUUAAAUACACCACUUUCGGAACAAGGCAUGGAUUCAUUGACUGCAGUUGAGGUUCAUAAUUGGUCGGAAAAAGAAAUGACUAUAAAUAUUCCAAUUGUUGAAUUAUUACAAGGAAUGUCUGUCAAUGAUCUUGGGUCAUAUGUUCACUCUAAAUUGAUCAAUAGACAUUCUGCUGCUAGCCUAUCAAAUAACAAUAAUGAGACUAAAAAUUCAUUAUUAUCCAAGGAACAAGACGAUAUAUUGGAUGGAUAUACUGCCACAUCUCUUCUCGUUCCCCUUUACUCUUCUCACAGUUCCAAGCAUCUAUUAUUUUGCAUACAUGGCGUUGUUGGGUUCUAUCAAACAUUUAUACAGUUUGCACAUGAACUAACUAAAAUUUAUGAACAUGAUUGUCCUUCGAUUUAUGCAUUUCAAGCAAGUGGCUAUAAACCAGAUGAACCAUUUAUUGACACAAUUCAAAUGAUUGCUGAAGAAUACAUUUUACAAAUGAAACGGUUACAACCAAUAGGACCAUAUCAUAUCGCUGCAUAUUCAUUUGGUGGACUUAUUGCUUACGAAAUUGUUCGUCAAUUACAUAAAAAUCAUGAGGAAACAGUUAAAUCUUUAAUAUUGUUUGAUCCACUAUCACCCAAUGAUAAAUAUGUUUCAUUAGUACAAGAAACUACGAUGUUCGAAGCAUUUUAUAUUAUAUAUCAUUAUUUAUUAGAUGAAGAUGUACCAUAUGAUUCAGUUGAUGAAAUAUUAAAAUUACCAGAACAGCAGCGAAAUGAGAUCGAAAAUGAAAUGAUGAAAAAAGUACUCCCAGCAUUAGGCCCGCUGAUUAGUAGCAGCCAUGAUAAGGCUGAUGCCAAUACAGAAAACCAAAAGCAAUUUUUGGAUAGAAUCCUUCAAAUCAUUGGAAUACAUGCUAAAGCCAACAGGAAUUAUACGAUUAAUUUUGAAACCAAUUUAAUCUGUGAUAAAAAAUUAGUUAAUAAUGUUAUUAUGUUUAGUGUUUUAGAAAAUAGUAACAGUGAAUAUACAUCAAAAAGACAAUUUAAAAAUCAACAUCAGAUAUGGAAAAGUUUGCUUCCUCAUUUGCACGUUGAAAUUGUGCAAGCUAAUCAUGGAACAUUACUACAAGAAGCAUCAAAUGUAAAUUACAUUGUUAGGAAAUUAAAAUCUAUUGACAUACUGUAA
Molecule: messenger RNA, 2277 nt
Organism: Didymodactylos carnosus
Lineage: Eukaryota; Metazoa; Rotifera; Eurotatoria; Philodinida; Philodinidae
Source: the annotation of a GenBank genome assembly